AGAAGCAGAAGAAACAGAGGUCCUGUAGUAAUAAGAACAGACUCACUCAGGGAAGAGAGAGGGAGAGAGAGGUAGCAGCAGUGUCGUCAGAGCCAUUAGUUUUAUCCAUGUAGAGAAAGAUUCUGCAACCAGUGGACUCUGCAAAAAUACCCUUUAAAACUAUCAGCCCAACAAAAACGAAACCUCUUUCCCUGUGUCUCUGAAAUCUCCCAAGUUUCUUCCGCCUUGUUCUUGUUCUGCAUCUUGGUCAUUGUUUUUGUUUCUAUUUCCAAAAUGAUGAAUGCAAAUGCAAGAAAUAGGUCUCCUUUCACAGCAACACAGUGGCAAGAACUUGAACUCCAAGCUCUUAUAUUCAAAUACAUGGUUGCAGGGAUCCCUAUCCCACCCGAUCUCCUCUAUAGUGUCAAAAGAAGCUUGGAGUCUUCAAUUUCCUCAAGGCUCUUCCCUCACCGCCCCAUCUCUGUGGCUGCAGUUUCCUGGGAAUGUUUUGAAAUGGGAUUUGGCAGAAAAGUAGACCCAGAGCCAGGGAGGUGCAGGAGAACAGAUGGGAAGAAAUGGAGGUGCUCGAAGGAAGCAUACCCAGAUUCCAAGUACUGUGAGAGACACAUGAACAGAGGCAGAAACCGUUCAAGAAAGCCUGUGGAAGUUACCUCAACUGCAACAACCACAACAAAUGUUUCACCAACCGUCUCAUCAAUCAACAGAAACCUUACAAUAAACACCACAACUGUUCCCACAACCUCUACUUUCUCUGUCUCUCCACUUUCUAAUUCUUCUGUGAGCUCUGAAACCCAUCCCCAUCAUCAUCCUUACCAUGAGGCCACUCUUUAUCCCUUCCUUUAUUCGCAUUCCUCCUCCGCUAGACCUCCCGUUUCUGGUCUGUUACCUCAAAAUAACAUUACCCAUCAACUAUUUUUGGACUCUAGAUCUUAUUCUCAGGCUGAUAAAGAUUACAGUUUUUUUCAUGGAGCAAAGGAGGGUGUGGAUGAGAAAGCUUUCUUCCCGGAAGCUUCAGGGACUUCCAGAAGCCUACCUGAUUCAUAUCAGAGAUCAUUAACAACGGAUUCCUAUAAAGGUUACUCCCACACACAGUUUCAAAGCCUUACUGAUAGUGCAAAGCAGCAGCAAGAGCAACAUUGCUUUGUUCUGGGUACCGACUUCAAGUCACCAGGACUAGUUAAAACUGAGAAAAAUGUAGAAGUCCAGAAGCCGCUGCACCAAUUUUUUGGAGAGUGGCCACCAAAGAACACAGAUUCAUGGCUUGAUCUAGCAUCUAAUUCUAGACUCCCUACUGAUGAUUGAAAGUCUCAAUACUGGAUAUUUUGAUUGUGGCCAAAAUAGUCCUUGUUGGUGGGUCAAUACCAGCUUCUUGCGAGUAAGGGAGCUUUAUUUCGCGAAAGGUACUGUUGGUGAAUAAGGUAGACCCGGUCGCAGAAGGAUUUGUCUUUUGCUUUCUUGAUAAAUAUUUCCUUCUCUCUCUAAAGAAACAUGUUUGGUAAGAUUAUUUGUAGACUUGCUUGUUUGAAUGGAGGCAUGCAUCUUGACUUGCUUUUGGGUUCCCUAA
This is a messenger RNA of Juglans microcarpa x Juglans regia, 1564 nucleotides long. RefSeq names its product growth-regulating factor 5-like. Gene Ontology annotation, molecular function: ATP binding. Gene Ontology annotation, cellular component: nucleus. The record is from RefSeq and is a predicted model, not a curated record. NCBI's taxonomy places the organism in Eukaryota, Viridiplantae, Streptophyta, Magnoliopsida, Fagales, Juglandaceae. The transcript is spliced from 4 exons. The coding region runs from base 274 to 1302 and encodes 342 amino acids. Gene Ontology annotation, biological process: DNA-templated transcription; regulation of DNA-templated transcription; developmental process.